AGAAACGGUGAUGCUCGCUCAGACGCUUCGACUCUCCGAAACAGCUGGCGGCGUGGAAGCAGCAGCAGCAGCAGCAGCAGAAGGAGCAGACAUUUUCUGCUCGUUCUUCCUCUCGGAGAGACGCCCGGUCAGACCAGCAGGCUGGAGGGAGGCCUCGGGUCCAGUCUUCUGAGGAAGCUUUCUUCCAGGAGACGUAACCACAGCCCACAGCCCCACGACGAUAAUGAAAUGGGGGGGAACGGAGAGGACAGCGGGCCGGGACGGCUGAGCCGGACACUGGGACGUCUCAGCGGCAGGCAUCAGUCCAGAGAUCGACAUCCGGCUCAGCAGGAGAGGCCUCCUCCACCUGUUCAACAAGAGGACAGGUUUCCUCCUCCGCCGGCCCUCGUUUCUCCUCCUCCACCUCCUCCAGCUCCAGCUCCAGCUCCGACUCCUCUCCCUCCGAGAGUGGAAACGCCUCCCAAACGCCCCGACAAGUCGACGAAGCCUAAGCUCCCCCCUCGGCCGCUGUCCAAGGUGUUCAGUAGCUCUGACCACGGCUCGGCUGUGUUGCAGGGCUUUGAUGCUUUUCGGUCGGAUGAGACUCUCUGUGACGUGGUCUUGGUUCCUGGAGACAGCAAGGAAAGGUUCCCAGUCCACAGAGUCAUCAUGGCUUCAUCCAGUGACUACUUCAAGGCCAUGUUCACAGGAGGCAUGAGGGAGCAGGAGAUGAGGGAGAUCAAGCUGCACGGGGUCACUAAGUUGGGUUUAAAGAACAUCAUAGAGUUCAUCUACACCUCCAAAGUCAGCCUGGACAUGGGUAAUCUGCAGGACACGCUGGAGGCGGCAAACUUCCUGCAGGUCAUGCCUGUGCUGAGCUUCUGCAACCAGCUCCUGAGCUCUGAGAUCACCACUGAUAACUGUGUGGAAGUCGAGCACAUCGCCCUCGAUUUGCUUCUGGAGGAUGUACUCCUGAAUAUAGGUGAGUUCGUGAGCCAGAACCUCUCAGAGUUGGUGCAGUGUGGUCGCUACCUCCAGCUCUCCGAGACCAGCAUGGCCAAGGCCCUCGGCAGCAACUCGCUGAAAGGUUUCUCUGAGCUGGAGCUCUACCACAUCGCCAGAGGAUGGCUGAACCACGACUCCCCCAAACGCCGCUCCUCCGCGUACGCCCUGAUGCAGCACAUUCGCUUCCCCCUGAUGAGCCCCAGCGAGCUGAUCCAGAUCUCCCAGGACGACGAGGAGGAGGAAGGCAACUCCCUGAUGCGCUCCGAGACGGCCUGCGUGAACCUCCUGCUGGAGGCCAGCAACUACCAGAUGAUGCCCUUCAUGCAGCCCGCCCUGCAGACCGAGAGGACUCAGAUAAGGUCGGACGCCACGCACAUCCUGGCGCUGGGCGGCGUCAUGCGGCAGCAGCUGGUGGUGAGCCGGGAGUUACGGCUGUACGACGAGAAGACCUGUCACUGGAGAGCCCUGAAGCCCAUGGAGGUGCCCCGCUACCAGCAUGGCGUGGCUCUGCUGGGCGGCUUCCUCUUCAUCGUCGGAGGUCAGAGCACCUACGACACAAAGGGUAAGACGGCCAUAGACAGCGCCUACCGCUACGACCCGCGCUUUGACAAGUGGCUCCAGAUCGCUUCGCUCAACGAGAAGAGGACCUUUUUCCACCUCAGCGCCCUGAAGGGAAAAUUAUUUGCAGUCGGAGGAAGGAACGCCUCGGGAGAAAUUGACACGGUGGAGUGUUACAAUCUGAAGAAGAAUGAGUGGACGUUUGUGGCAAACAUGGUGGAGCCUCACUAUGGACACGCUGGGACAGUUCACGGGGACCUCAUGUACAUCUCAGGUGGCAUCACCCGCGACACCUUCCAGAAGGAGCUCUGGUGCUACAACCCGGCCGACGACACGUGGAGCCGCCGGGCCGACAUGACGGAGCUGCGCGGCCUCCACUGCAUGUGCACGGUGGAGGACAGACUCUACGUCAUGGGCGGGAACCACUUCCGGGGCAGCAGCGACUACGACGACGUCCUGGGCUGCGAGUACUACCGGCCGGACACGGACCAGUGGACGGUGGUGUCGCCGAUGCCCCGGGGCCAGAGCGACGUGGGCGUGACGGUGUUCAACGGGCAGAUCUACGUGGUGGGCGGGUACUCGUGGAACAGCAGGUGCAUGGUGGACAUCGUGCAGCGGUACGACCCGCAGGAGGACGCGUGGGACAGGGUGUUCAACGUGCUGGAGCCUCUGGGGGGGAUUCGCGCCUGCACGAUGACGGUCCACCUCCCCGAGGGGUCGGUGGACGAGGCUCAGAUACAGGAGUGUCCGCUGCCGACGGCCAAGAGCUGACGGGGGGUUUCCAGCUUCUGCCGCUGUCAGACCAGAGGCACCACAACACGACGGUGCGCUGUGGCGAAAACAAGGCACAACAGGAAAUAGCGUGGGCUGCAAACACCAGCUUCAUGUGCAACAAAGGCAGGGCGGCUAACGUUAGCUAAUGUGUAUUUUGAAACUUCUACACCUUCCUAUCAAACACAUGGUUUUUGUGUAAUUUCCUGUCCUUUUCAUUCGCUUCCAGCCGGCUAACGUCCUGUUGCAAAGUUCCUGUUAAUCAGCUUUCGUUAUUCACUAAAUGAAACCCGCCAACGCUUUCAGAGCGGCCGGACAUGGAAAAUAACUGUUCACGGAAUAAAAAAGGAGUCAACAGCUUGGAAGUGAUGUGGUUAAAGGGUAACGUGGCGUCUUUGUGGCUUGUAAAUCAGCUCAUUGUCUCCAGACUAAAAUAAAUUAACUCCACUCUUUGUAUCAUAAUGAAGGACGACGUAUAACGUGAGGUUUGAUGUAUGGGGAUGAGUUGUAAAUUAGACCGUGGCUUCAAAAACAACACAUCUUGAUUAUGAUUUGGAACAAGGAGUCUCUUUAUUUUUACAGUUCACACAAACAUUUAUUCAAACUAAGUGAAAUAAUUCUAAGUUAAGUUUGGGAGACUUUUUACUCGGAUGCAAUGUAAAAUAAUUAGAUACAGUGUAUAUAAACAUAAAUCACAAUAAAACUUCCAUCACAAAAUGGUUCUGCAGGAAACAUAAAGAAGAAGAAUGUUUGUCUCCCUAAAUUUACUAUUUUACACGUUGAUUCCAUCUUUGUUCAUUUGUUUUAACAAGUGGUUGUUUCUGUAUCUUCAUGUUUCUGACCUUCCUGGAAACAAUGAACGUCACUGGAAGUCGGUCUGUGUAUGUUUUGGAUUUUCAGGUCAGAAAGGGAUUUAAAAAAAAAAAAAAAAAAAAAAGGUUAUUUGAUUUUCAUUUUAAAAUUCAAAAAUUAAAAUAAAAAUUUGAGGUAUGUUACCUUCAUCAGGGUGGAGAAGGGACAAAUAAACUUUACAUUUUCUCCUUCUAAAAACAAAAUAAAUAAAAUUCUUAGAAGACUGAAACAAAAAGCGCCAUUUUUUUUCAUAUUGUGCGACCGGAAGUUGCCAUUUUCAAAGUAAAAGCACGUAUGAGGACGGUACUGUGUUUCUGCCCAAAUAUACGACUUCUGUGUGGUUUCCCCAACCAAGGCUAAAAUGUCUUUGGAAUCUCAUUGAUGAUGGUGAUGGUGAUUUUUGACAAAACAAGGCUUGACGUCUGCAGAAAUCCCUGCAUGCGUCUGUUAGCUUGUAGCUAACGUUACCUAUUCACUGAUUAUAUGUAGUUAGUUUUAGUUUUUACCUGAAAUAUGCGGCUUAAUAUCUCUGCAGUCAUGUCACCGAGACUCCUUUAUUGUUUUGAAAAACAACGCACUGAUCCAUGUUCAUUACCUUCUGCGACACAGCGUCGUCCCUUUACAUGCUCUUACUUUGAAAAGGACAACUUCCGGUCGCGCAAUAUGAAAAGAAAUGGCGCUUUUUUUUGUUUCUGUCUUGUAACGAUUUUAUUUUUUGUUUUUAGAAACAUUCUCGACCCCGAUAAAGAAAAAUGGCCUGAAUUUCAAUUUUAAUUUUUGAAUUUUAAAAUGAAAAUAGAAAAACACUUAUUUUUUUGUUUUUUAAUGUCCAUUUCUGAAAUUCAAUAACCAAAACAUACACAGGCCGAAGUUUUUACCGCAAAGGAAAAACUCAACCAGAGAUGGACGAUCCGAACAAUAGAGGUUUCACCUCUAAAUCUGAUCAGUUCGGACUGAGGUGGUUUACAUGAAGCAUUUUUAUUCAGAUUAUUAGUAGAAUAUUAAUGUGUGUAACUGUCUACGGUGUAAACACAACCAUCUAAAAUCAAUGCACUGUUGUCAACCACUGUUCUGUGUCAAUGUCUGUGUCCAUGACAUUUAAUGAUUCAUUGUUAAAUGUGGGCAGAGAGCGAGAAGCUUCCAGACCUAGUUGUUGUACCAUGUUGCCUCGUCAAGCUCAGACAUUUACUGUCGCUGGACGGACACAUGUUUUAUUUGUUAUGUUUUGUAUAGAACACACUGAAAUGAUGUAUUUUAAAAUAAAAUAAAAUAAAAUAAAA
This is a messenger RNA of Mugil cephalus (flathead mullet), 4445 nucleotides long. RefSeq names its product kelch-like protein 9. Gene Ontology annotation, cellular component: Cul3-RING ubiquitin ligase complex. Gene Ontology annotation, biological process: regulation of cytokinesis; protein ubiquitination. The coding region runs from base 229 to 2313 and encodes 694 amino acids. The transcript has 11 exons. Gene Ontology annotation, molecular function: ubiquitin-protein transferase activity; cullin family protein binding. The record is from RefSeq and is a predicted model, not a curated record. Lineage: Eukaryota; Metazoa; Chordata; Actinopteri; Mugiliformes; Mugilidae.